Molecule: messenger RNA, 477 nt
Organism: Cylas formicarius (sweet potato weevil)
Lineage: Eukaryota; Metazoa; Arthropoda; Insecta; Coleoptera; Brentidae
Product: endocuticle structural protein SgAbd-6-like
Exons: 3
Coding region: 59-373 (104 amino acids)
Cellular component (GO): chitin-based extracellular matrix
Molecular function (GO): structural constituent of chitin-based larval cuticle
Source: RefSeq, a predicted model, not a curated record
CCCGAUGUGAGAUAAUGUCACAUCGUUUAUAGUUGGUUAACCAAAACGUACGCACAAAAUGAAGGUGAUUGCCGCCCUUUCCACUCUAAUCGUUCUUGCAUCGUCCGCACCUCAGCAGAGCUCUAGAGAUGCGACCAUAUUGAAAUAUGAAAGUAACAACAUCGGUGUAGAUGGAUAUAACUUUGCGUUCGAAACAUCUGACGGCAUGUCAAGAUCGGAAACGGGCGAGUUAAAGAACGCCGGCACUGACAAUGAAUUUAUCGCCGUGCGUGGAACUAUUUCUUGGAUAGGACUGGACGGAACCCCCUACAGUAUCGAGUUUAUUGCUGACGAAAAUGGAUUUCAGCCCAAGGGUGCCCAUUUACCGAAGUAAACUAAUUAAUUACAGGAUAGGACGUUUCUGACGCUAACUUCGGUUGUCGUGUACAUAUUUUUUUCUCGAAUGUACGAAGAAAUAAUUAAAGGCUUCUCUCCACG